AUGGGGUUCAUAAUGUCACAAUCUGACACUAGUCUAUUUGUGAAAUAUGAUGGAGUGGAUGUUAUUGCAUUAUUACUCUAUGUUGAUGAUAUCAUUUUAACUGGUUCUAAUCCAAAAAAGGUUCAACCAGUUAUUACAGAAUUAGGGGAUGUGUUUGAUCUCAAGGAUAUGGGCAAAUUAUCAUACUUCUUGGGGCUGCAGAUUACAUACAAAUUAAAUGGAGAUAUUUUUCUCAGUCAAGCUAAAUAUGCCAAAGACUUGCUUCACAAGUUUCUUGAUUCAGAGGGCAUCCCUUUGCCUGAUCCAACAUUCUAUCAAAGUGUAGUAGGAGCUUUGCAAUAUCUUACAUUCACACAACCUGAUUUGGCAUAUGCUGUUAAUGUUGCUUGUAAAUAUAUGAAUACUCUCACUGAGGUGCACAUGAUCUGGUCAAAAGGAUCCUACGCUAUGUGCAAGUCUAAGAAGCAAGCUUCUGUUUCCAAAAGUUCAACUAAACCUGAGUAUAAAUCUCUUGCUCAUUGUGCUGCUGAUAUUACAUGGAUUCGAAAUCUGUUAAUGGAUUUGCAUUAG
Molecule: messenger RNA, 570 nt
Organism: Malus domestica (apple)
Lineage: Eukaryota; Viridiplantae; Streptophyta; Magnoliopsida; Rosales; Rosaceae
Source: RefSeq, a predicted model, not a curated record